Molecule: messenger RNA, 2706 nt
Organism: Closterium sp. Yama58-4
Lineage: Eukaryota; Viridiplantae; Streptophyta; Zygnematophyceae; Desmidiales; Closteriaceae
Source: the annotation of a GenBank genome assembly
AUGCUCGGUAGCGGCGCAGGCCUGUCACCGAGCCUGCCAUGCUGCCAAGCCUGCCGUGGUGCCGAGCCUAACAUGCUGCCGAGCCUCCCGCGGUGCGGACGUCCGUCCGCGUCCGUCGUUCAUGAUGGGACCAUCAUGGCAUGCAUGCAGGAACUUGACAGCCACAAGCGAAGUUCUGCUGGUAGUCUCGAUAGGGUUGUCUAUUGCGCGCCGAGCAUGGCGCUAAAAGACAAAGUUGUGUUGAAGAUGGGCGACACGAUCGUCGACGUGCUGAUGGGCCCCGUCUACGUCGAGAGCGUCGUGCGCCAUUACCCGCACCACGCGGUCUUUUCGCCCGCCGACGCCAGCAGCUCGUCGCUUUUCGCCAAGCGCGAGGGGCCGCUGCCGCCCGGGCGGAUCCUCAAACCGGGGAGGUGUUACCACCUCGUGCGAAAGGCAUCAGCGAAGAGCGGAAUCGCGAGCGGAGAUGAGCCUGCCCAUGUGGAUGAUGGGGGGACGGCGGGGCGGAAGCCUCCGCGGGAUUUGCGCAGAACACCUUCCGCCAACGAAAGGGACGAGCGCAAUUUAUCUCCGCCCUCCGCGCAUCCGCACUCUGCCGUUCCGCCACUGGCGCACGUGCCCGCGCGGUCCCCGCCCCGCGUCACUAUUUUCGCGAAGCCCCGCCAUCGCGUCAAUCACAGCACCAGCGCGCUCCCCGACCUUUCCCCCGACGCCUCUCCGCCACACGCCCGCAUCACCGCCGGCGCCGCUGCAGCGCCCUUCGCCACAGGCGCAUAUGCCCCCGCACAUGCGGAUAGCGGGGCGAGCAGGCGGCGUGCGGGAGAGACAGGCGGGACGGCGCCGAACGGGAAGACGGGGGAAAGCCACGUGGGGGAUGGGCUGCACGCGGGGCUGGCGGCUUCCCCCGGGCGGCUGAUGGUGCCGGCGCUGCGGCGGUCCAGGCGCGGCAUGCACCGCCCGUGCAAAUCGCUUAGCGGCAGUCCGGAUGAGAUCGGGGGGCUCGCGGCGGGGCUCGCGGCGGGAGAGGCGUGGGGGGAAGAAGAGGUCGGGGGGAAGGCGGGGGAUGGGCGAUGGCGCAGCGCGCAUGUGACUCCGCAGGGGAGCGCGCACGGGACGCCGUAUGGCAGCGCGCGCGCGAGUCCCUUGCGCGGGUCCCUGGCCGCGUCAUGCGGGAAGGCUGCCGCGCCGCCAUGCGCCAGCGCGCUGAAGCCAAGAACCACGGGCGGGGAGGGCGCAGUGGCGCAUGUCGCAGUGGGGGGGGCGGGGGCGGGGGCGGGGAGCAGUCCGCUGAGGCGCAGCCACGGGCGCAGGCACUCGAGCGCGGAGGGCGUGGGGGGAGCGGCGGCGCUGGACGCGGUUGAGGCGCUCAUUGGCGCGCAGAGGGUGCUGGGCAUGGCGGAGGGGGGCAGGGGGAGGGGCAGCGGGGAGGAGGAGGGGGGAGAGAUGUGGGGCGAGGGGAAGGCGGGGGAUAAGGGCGAGCAGGGGUGGGCGGAAGCACUGGUGGAGAGGAUGAGGCAGCUGAGUCCGCUCAAGGGGAGGAGGAGCCCCUUAAGGGGGCGGAGCCCCCUAAGGGGGAGGAGUCCGCAGAGAGGGCGCAGCCCUGUGGGGGGGAGGGCGGAGGGGCAGCGCAGCCCUGACCUUGCGCGGCCGCCCUGUGCUGUGCCCAGGGGAAGCAGUUUCAGCCCGCCGCGCAUGGCGUUUGACCAGGGAGAGAAUACCUGGCAGCACCCUGAACCCCACCGCCCCAUGCUGCACCCCCCCACGCCCGUGCUCUUUCUCACCAGGCCCGCCCACUCUUCCCCUCCUCCUUCCCAGCCCCGUGCCGCUGCUGCCCUCCCCGCGCAGCACUCUCCCCCUCACGCUGCCGUCCCCUCACACCGCUCUCCUCCUCACGGUGACGCGCACGGGCGUUACCAUGGGGCCUCCAUGAGCGGUGGCCCUGUGAGCCCUCGUGCUGUGAGUGAUGAGGAAGGAAGGGGAGAGAUGGACACAGAGAUGUGGUGUGAUGGUGAUGAGAGGGAGUGGGCGACGCAGGGGCAGCAGGGACAGGAGCAGCAGCAAGGGCAGCAGGAGCAGUCGCAGGAGCAGCAGCAGCGGGGCAGGGAGGAGGCACGUAGUGAACUAACGCGCAAGGCACGUGACAAGCCUAAGGAGGGCGCCAAGCCGAAGCAAGACAGUGGUGGCGAGGGCAGAGGGCGAGAACGCAGCCCACUGAGGCGCUUGCUGCACGCUAUAUCUCUGGACGGCAAGGGCAGUGAGGGCGACAAUCCCAAGGAGGAGGGCGUCAAUCCGAACCACGCCAGUGACCGCGACCGCAGCCCUUUGAAGCGCCUGCUGCACGCCAUCUCCCUGGACGCCCCCUCCCGCCCUGCCAGGCCCAGGCGAGCCGUGGACGACAGCUUGGUGGGCAGCAACAGCAGCAGCGGCGGCAGGGCCGUGCACGGCACGCCGGGUGGAGCAGCAGCAGCGGAGGAAGUAGAGUGGCAGGCGGCGGUGGCGGCGUUCAGGCGGAGAGUGGAGGUGCUGAACGGGGAGUGCCUGUUCAACUGGUCCACCGCCACAGCGGGCAAGGAGGAGCGGCGUGCCGUGAUGUGGAAGCCAGGACUGCCGGAUGUGCAGGAGGCGAGUGAUGCCGGGUCGUUUGCUGCUCCGAUCACACGGCACAAACGCACGCUAUCGGCUCACAUCACCAGCUGGCUGAGUUAG